Messenger RNA from Etheostoma spectabile (orangethroat darter), 5528 nucleotides. RefSeq names its product bromodomain containing 1a (gene brd1a). The record is from RefSeq and is a predicted model, not a curated record. Gene Ontology annotation, molecular function: protein binding. Bases 474 to 4277 code for a protein of 1267 amino acids. Gene Ontology annotation, biological process: regulation of transcription by RNA polymerase II. The transcript has 13 exons. NCBI's taxonomy places the organism in Eukaryota, Metazoa, Chordata, Actinopteri, Perciformes, Percidae.
CUAAAGGCAGUGCAUUGGUUGUGUGACAGAUGGGCUUUUGUGUGAAAUCUACGACUCACCACCAACAUGACCUCCAGCGUCACACGUAGAGUAGUGCGUACGGGUGGGAGUUGUCUGGUGAAACGCAUUGUUGUGUUGGGGGAUGAGCCGCCCGUACUGCUGCUGCUGCUGUUACUGCUAUUUGCUCCUGGUCGACUGUGGCUAGCCAGUGACUCUAGCCUAUGAAUGGUCCACAAAGCAAACCAUUGUGUGUUCUCUGUAGAAUUUAAUAUCGAAACUUCACAGGCAUUUUAUUUAUUAUUUCAUUAGUAGCUGAAAAGACCCCAGUAUCGCCCGUUGGAUGAGAACACUGUGUGCGGAAUUAGAGCCACUUAGCAGGCCGUAUCGCCAUUGCUUUGUAAGGCUGCUGGCUAGCUACCGUCUUCCUCAACUAGCAAAACUGUUCGUGAAUCCGAGCAACACGGAGCGUCAAGAUGAAGAAGAAAGCUCGGCAGCACCGGGUUGCGGUGCCGCAGAGGCCGCCAUCUCCCAUCAAGCCUUCCCCCAACAAGCAGAUCCUGACUUACGCCCAGGCGCAGCGCAUGGUGGAGUUCGAUGUCGAUGGCCGCCUCCAUCGAAUCAGCGUAUACGACCAGCUGGACGUGAUCUCGGAUGAUGACCCCAUGGUGCAGGAGAUGAUGGAGUGCACCAGCAAUAAGGAGAAUGCUGAGAAACCACAGCAGGUCCUCCUGAGGUCAGUGAGACUAAAAAACAACCUGGAGAAAAGAAACGCUGCAUUGGGCAUCACUGGCCAUGGAGAAGGAGGUGGACAACCGGCCGCUGGUAAUUCCGGUCCAAAGCUUCAGGAGCCUAAAUUUCGUACAGUGGAAUAUAAUCUUCCAGCAGUUCCUAAGCGCUCAGCUGCCUUUUACAAAUACACUGAGAAGACAGAGGAAGAGCUGGAUGAGGAAACAGAGUAUGACAUGGAUGAGGAAGAUUAUGCCUGGCUGGAUUUGGUGAAUGAAAAGCGGAGAAGCGAAGGGGUCAGUCAGGUCUCUUACAACGUCUUUGAGUUCCUCGUCGACCGCUUUGAGAAAGAGUUACACUUGGAGAGUCUGGAUCAAGGCAGUGAAAAGCACGCUCCCAUCGAUGAGGACGCCGCCUGCUCCAUCUGUAUGGAUGGAGAGUGUCACAACAGCAACGCUAUCCUGUUUUGUGAUAUGUGCAACGUGGCUGUGCACCAGGAAUGUUACGGUGUACCUUAUAUUCCUGAGGGCCAGUGGCUCUGCAGACACUGCCUCCAGUUACCCACCCAGCCCGCAGGCUGCAUCCUUUGCCCGAACAAGGGUGGAGCUGUGAAAAAGACAGACGAUGACCGCUGGGGUCACGUGGUGUGCGCCCUCUGGGUCCCUGAGGUUGGCUUCUCCAACACCACCUUCAUUGAACCCAUUGAUGGCGUCAGCCACAUUCCUUCAGCCCGCUGGAAGCUCACGUGCUACCUCUGCAAGGAGAAAGGUGUUGGGGCGUGCAUCCAGUGCCACAAAGCCAACUGUUACACCGCCUUCCAUGUUAGUUGUGCCCAAAAGGCUGGCCUCUUUAUGAAGAUGGAGCCAAUCAAAGAGGUAACUGACACCGGAGAGCCCACAUUCUCUGUGAAAAAGACAGCCUAUUGUGGAGCUCAUACACCUAACGGGUGUGUAAGGAGGCCUCUUACAAUAUAUGAUGAUGCCAAACCCAAAAAUGGACUAUGUAAGAAAGUGUACAAAAGGAGAGGUGUUGGUAAAAGACAGUCAAAAGGAAAAAAGAAGAAGAAAAAGAGUGAGAAACCCGAACCUGAAAGUGAAGCUGCAACCCCUGCUACCAUGCCAACGUUUCCUGCUCACAGGUUACAAACCAUUCUGAACCAGGUGUCAGUACAGAAGAAGAAAGCAUUUGUGGAGCUGGUCCUGAAUUACUGGACACUAAAAAGGCAAUCGAGGAAUGGGCUUCCCCUCAUCAGACGCCUUCAGACAAGCAUACAGUCUCAGAAGAAUGCACAACCGGUUUGUUCAUCUAGGCAGAGUGACGAGGAGAACAGGGUACUGAAGGACCAGUUGAAGGAGUGGCAUCGUCUCCGACAUGACUUGGAGAGAGCCCGGCUGCUGCUAGAGCUAAUCCGGAAGAGGGAGAAGCUCAAGAGGGAAGAGAUUAAACUGCAGGAGACCCUUCUAGAGAUACAGUUGAGUCCAUUCAGUAUUUUGCUCAGAACCCUCUUGGACCAGCUCCAGACAAAAGACCAGGCCAAGAUCUUCACCCAGCCAGUUGAUGUCAACGAGGUGCCUGACUACCUCGACCAUAUUCAGCACCCAAUGGACUUCUUCACCAUGCGGCAGCGCAUCGAUGCACAGGCCUACAACAACUUUGAGCAGUUUGAGAACGACUUCAACCUCAUUAUUGAUAACUGCAUGAAAUACAACUCAAAGGACACCUAUUUCUACCGGAGUGCCGUUCGCCUCCGAGACCAGGGCGGGGCCCUGCUCAGAAAGGCUCGGCGAGAUGUGGAGAAAAUCGGCUUUGACACUGAAAGCGGCAUGCAUCUGGCUGAAGCGCCGGAAAUCAAAGCACCAACAUCCUUUUCUUGGGAGGACGUGGACCGCCUACUAGCGCCAGCCAAUCGGGAGCACCUGUCUCCGGACAAGCAGCUGCAGCAGCUACUGGAGAAGUUUGACCUGACCUGUGCCAUGAAGUCCAGCCCCUCCCGCAGCAAGCGCCUAAAGCUGCUCAAAAAGACCAUCAACGAUGUGCGCAAUGAGAUGAGCCUAAAGAAAGUCCUUCCCUCCCACCACCACCACUCGUCUUCCUCCACAACUCCCUCCACAUUAGCAUCAUCUUCAUCAGCUGCCUCCCACCCAGAGUUGAGUAACCCUAAACAAGAGAGAAUGAAGCCCAAUGGACAUUUUCCAGAUGAUGAGGGAGACAAAUCUCUUCCUCCUAAACUGGAGCAUUCAGACUCUAUCCCCCCCCUCAUCCACUCAGACACAGACCCCGAGCCCCCCACUCUCAAACCAAUCGAUGCCGCCCCAGACUGUGAAGACAGGCAUCCCAGCAAGCGCGUCAAGUUCGAUGGGGAAAUACCAGACCUCCUCCCCUCCGCCCUACGCCUCAAUGGCCACUCCCGCGACAGCCUGCAGAACUCGUUGCUGGACAGAGAUGUGAGCGUGGUGGCCACAUCCACGCUCGCAGAGCCUACGGGCACGGUUAACCGCCGGACGGCCGUGCUCUUCCGCAAAUCCAAGGCCGCUAGUCCCCGCAAGCCCCCAAGGAACGAAGACGAGGGGGCUGAUCGACUUGACGGAAAAGAGGGCGAGGAGGAGGAUGAAGAUGGCGCACCGCUGGGCUCCAAGUCCUUCCUGUCGGUGGUCAUACCCCGGCUGGAGACGCUACUUCACAGCAAGAAGAGGAAGCACAGCGGCAGCAGAGACGGCGAAGAGGAUGGAGAAGGGGGAGAACAUGAAGACGAGGGAGAGUCUCCUGUGAAACGACUUGACACCGGCUUGUCAAGCGGUUUUCUGGAGGUGGAAGAGGAGAAGGAGGUAGAAGACUCUAGUAGAGCCAGUAGACCUGUGGAGCCACGAAGACGCUGUGCCUCGGAGUCCUCCAUCUCUUCAUGUUGUAGUCUGCCAGGAAGCACCAGCACUAUUCUCAGUCUUCCAAAAUGUGGGAAAGGGAAACCCGCCUUGGUCCGGAGAAACACUGUGGACGACAGGGGGGAAUUAAUCGCCUGCAUCGAAACCGGGAAUUUUGCAAAAGCUGCACGAAUCGCUGCUGGUAAAUUGGCUGCAUUACGAGAAUCUGCAUGCAUGUGUGAGGAGGUUGGCAACAGCAAUAUUUGGAUGCCCGCUAGUGCUGCAACUGUUGCAUUGGAACCCCUAAAGCUAGUUUGGGCCAAAUGUAGUGGAUACCCUUCCUACCCUGCCCUGAUCGUCGACCCCCACAUGCCGCGCGUGGGCUGCCAGCACAACGGGGUGUCGAUCCCCAUGCCCCCCAUGGACGUGCUCCGCAUUGGAGAACAAAUGCAGUACAAAGCCGAAGAGAAACUCUACCUCGUCCUCUUCUUCGACAACAAGCGCAGCUGGCAGUGGCUACCUAGAUCCAAGAUGGUUCCUCUUGGAAUGGACAAGACCAUAGACAAAAUCAAAAUGAUGGAGGGACGCACGUCCAGCAUUCGCAAGGCUGUCCAGAUCGCCUUCAGCCGUGCCAUGAACCACCUGAGCAUAGUGCAGGACGAGCCAGUCAGCGACCUCAGCGACGUGGACUGAUGACGCUGGCUCUCUCUCUCUCUCACACACACACACACGUGUACGUUUCCUGUACCAAAUACCUUCCUCCACUCCCCCCCUGACUCCAUGUCUCUGCAGGAGACUCAAAUGUUUACUGGGCACCUGCUGUAACAGGUGGUGUCUCUUCCUCAUCCAUUCCUACUCGCACACACUCCUACCAUGUGCCGCUGGGAUAUGGCUGCUGCUGCUGAAAUGAAUGUGUCUAUCUAUUCCUCUCCACCUCCAGGCUUGUAACUGUGCUUAGAGACUGCUCUUUAUGUCCACCUCCCAUCCCUCACUCACUCACUCCACCAAUCAUGACUGUCAUUUUCAUUCAUCAUUUCAAGGCAAAAAACAGUUAGUGAUUGAUUUCCUACAUUUUGGUAGCCUUACCAAACGUUGCUGUGGUGUCAGGACUUUGUAGUGAGACAAGAACUUAACACCGACCGUUAAAUGCUGCCUGUAGCUGAUGGGUUCGUUAUUUUGGCAGGUAGCCAGUCAUCAUUUCUGUUACAGGUCAUUAAGAAAAGAAGCGUUUAGUAGCUGGUAAAUUAGCUAAAGUGGGCAGAAAAUGUACAUUUCAUGCAUACAGGAAGGCUUUUCAGUUGUAUCCAAAGCUUAUGUGAUGUCACAUUUACUUACUGGUCCUUUCCAUUUACAAAUAUCUUUUUUGUUUUGUUUUUAAACUGUAAAUAUUCUGUACAGUUGCCUGACACUAACUUAUUUUGUAUUUUUGACAUCAAUGGGUACUGUACAGGGGUUUUCUUAGUAUUUAUACUUGAUGAGUUCUUGGCACUAACAUGUGAGUGCUAUUUUGACAGUGCUGUAUGAUCAAGAAGAAUGGAAAAAAAAAAGUGCAAAAGCCUUAGAAUAAGGAGAUUAGGGCUAAAAUGUCAUGUUUCAGAAAAGUAUGAAAGUAUUCCCUUUUUUCAUUUUUUUUUUAAGUUAUUGAGGUUUAUAAUCGUAAGCUUCCAUUUGGCAUUUAUUAAUUUUUGUAUUAAAAAUAGUUUUAGUAUAUAUUUUUUCCAGAUAUAUUUAUACGAUUUGAAUACACGGUAAUAUGGUAUGUAAGUCUCUGAAGCUCAUACAGGCAGUCUGAUGUCGUGGACCCAGAACGUAUUUUGUUCUCAAGAAACCAAAAAUGUUGCUACCCAGAAGUUUUUUGCCGAUUUCAUUUUCUGUGUGACGUGUGAACUUGUUGCCAAAAAAAAGUGAAGAGGAAAAAAAAAGUAAAAGUGUAUUUUUCUGUGA